CGACAAGACAAAAAAUCUAAGCUCAAAAAUGUCAACAACCAAUAGAAAUCAAGGCAUUGACGAUAUCACGAGAUAAGCAAAUUAAAUCUUCAAGUUUUGCAAUUCAUAUGUACGUUAUAAAUACCCAAAAACCUCACCGUAACCUAGCUAUCCAAUUUCAUCACAUCUUAUUAACUAAAGAGCCUUUUACUUGCGCCACACUCUCACCGCAAUGGCCGCCUCGACAAUGGCUCUCUCCUCUCCUGCUUUGACCGGAAAGGCCGUUAAGCUAUCCCCGGCGGCCUCCGAAGUAUUUGGAACCGGCCGAAUCACCAUGCGCAAAGCCUCCAAGCCCACCGGUCCAUCCGGCAGCCCAUGGUACGGAUCCGACCGAGUCAAGUACUUGGGUCCAUUCUCCGGUGAGCCUCCGAGCUACCUCACUGGAGAGUUCCCCGGUGAUUACGGGUGGGACACUGCCGGUCUAUCCGCCGAUCCCGAGACCUUCGCUAGGAACCGUGAGCUAGAAGUUAUCCACAGCAGAUGGGCCAUGCUCGGAGCCCUAGGCUGCGUUUUCCCUGAGCUAUUGGCUAGGAACGGAGUGAAGUUCGGAGAAGCGGUUUGGUUCAAGGCUGGUUCACAGAUCUUCAGCGACGGAGGAUUGGACUACUUGGGCAACCCGAGCUUGGUCCACGCUCAGAGCAUCUUAGCCAUUUGGGCUACUCAAGUUAUCCUCAUGGGAGCUGUUGAGGGCUACAGAGUCGCCGGAGAUGGUCCAUUGGGAGAAGCAGAGGACUUGCUUUACCCAGGUGGGAGCUUCGACCCAUUGGGCCUCGCUACUGACCCCGAGGCUUUCGCGGAGUUGAAGGUGAAGGAGCUCAAGAACGGAAGGUUGGCUAUGUUCUCUAUGUUUGGAUUCUUCGUUCAGGCCAUUGUCACCGGAAAGGGACCGUUGGAGAACCUCGCGGACCACUUGGCUGAUCCAGUCAACAACAAUGCAUGGGCCUUCGCUACCAACUUCGUCCCCGGAAAGUGAGUUUAAUUUGUGAUCGAGUUGUGUGUAUCCGGUUUGUUGCAUCUUGGAAAUGUGAUGCAGAUUUCAUAUCUUGUAAAUUACUUUGUAUGUGUGUGAAAUAUUUAAGAAGCUUUAUGAUAUUGAUGGAUCAGUCACUUACUAUUUACUAAUGUGCAAGAACAUACUUAGACCUAAUUCGGUGUUCACACAACAUAGUUUGGUUCCAAGAACAGAGAUAAUACCAAAUGAUUUGAUCGUACCACAUCAAAGUCCAAACAAGUUUGUUUUUGUUCUUCAAAAUAACUAAAAUAUAUCUCAAAC
Messenger RNA from Arabidopsis thaliana (thale cress), 1312 nucleotides. It is a transcript of the gene LHB1B1, whose product is annotated as light-harvesting chlorophyll-protein complex II subunit B1. Gene Ontology annotation, cellular component: membrane; chloroplast thylakoid membrane. NCBI's taxonomy places the organism in Eukaryota, Viridiplantae, Streptophyta, Magnoliopsida, Brassicales, Brassicaceae. The transcript has a single exon. The coding region runs from base 212 to 1012 and encodes 266 amino acids. The record is from RefSeq and is marked reviewed. Gene Ontology annotation, biological process: photosynthesis, light harvesting.